AUGUUUCAGACAUUUAAGGAAUGGUUCUGGCUAGAACGGUUCUGGCUUCCUCCAACGAUACAGUGGUCAGAUCUUGAAGAUCAUGAUGGACUCGUCUUUGUCAAACCUUCUCAUUUGUAUAUGACAAUCCCAUAUGCUUUUCUUUUGCUGAUCAUCAGACAUUUCUUUGAAAAGUUUGUUGCUACACCUCUAGCAAAAACAUUUGGCAUUCAAAAGGACGUUAAAAAAAUUACACCAAAUACCACCUUAGAGAACUUUUUCAAGCAUUCCACAAGGCAACCAUCACAAACUGAUAUUUAUGGGCUGGCAAAGAAGUGUAACUUGACGGAGCGCCAGGUGGAAAGAUGGUUUAGGAGUCGGCGGAAUCAAGAGAGGCCUUGCAGGUUGAAGAAAUUUCAGGAAGCCUGCUGGAGAUUUGCAUUUUACUUAAUGAUUACUGUUGCUGGAAUUGCAUUUCUUUAUGAUAAACCUUGGGCAUAUGACCUCUGGGAGGUUUGGAAUGGCUAUCCCAGACAGCCAUUGCUGCCAUCCCAGUAUUGGUACUACAUUUUAGAAAUGAGUUUUUAUUGGUCUCUGUUAUUUAGCCUUGGCUCUGAUGUCAAGAGAAAGGAUUUUCUAGCUAAUGUCAUCCACCACCUGGCUGCUAUUAGUUUGAUGAGCUUUUCUUGGUGUGCUAAUUAUAUUCGCAGUGGGACCCUCGUGAUGAUUGUGCACGAUGUAGCUGACAUUUGGCUGGAGUCUGCUAAGAUGUUCUCUUAUGCUGGAUGGAAGCAAACCUGUAACACCCUGUUUUUCAUCUUCUCUGCCAUAUUUUUCAUCAGCCGUCUCAUUAUUUUCCCCUUUUGGAUUUUAUAUUGCACCCUGAUUCUGCCUCUGCAUUACCUUGAACCUUUCUUUUCAUAUAUCUUCCUCAACUUACAACUCAUGAUCCUACAGGUCCUUCACCUUUACUGGGGUUAUUUCAUUGUGAAGAUGCUCAAAAGAUGUAUAUUCUUGAAGAAUAUCCAGGAUGUGAGAAGUGAUGAUGAAGAUGAAUAUGAAGAAGAAGACGAGGAGGAAGAGGAGGAGGAGGAGGAGAAAGAGAAAGAAGCUGCCAAAGACAAAGACAGRGAAAGUUUGAAGAAUGGCCUUGGGKCUGACAGGCACCUCAUUCCCAAUGGUCAGCAUGGUCGUUAG
Urocitellus parryii (Arctic ground squirrel) is the source of this 1176-nucleotide messenger RNA. RefSeq names its product ceramide synthase 3 (gene Cers3). The record is from RefSeq and is a predicted model, not a curated record. Gene Ontology annotation, biological process: ceramide biosynthetic process. Gene Ontology annotation, cellular component: membrane. Lineage: Eukaryota; Metazoa; Chordata; Mammalia; Rodentia; Sciuridae. Gene Ontology annotation, molecular function: sphingosine N-acyltransferase activity; DNA binding.